UCGUGGCCAUUCUUUCGUACUACCAAAAGUAAAUAAUAUUGUCCGGAUUUCAACAGUUGUCUGUGGUUUUGACGUUGAGUGAACGUGUAAGUCAGGGUCAGGCACUCAAGUUGUAUUUUUAUAUGGUUACUAAGGUUAAGUGAAUUUAGUUCGACAGCCAUGGCAGAAAGUUCCACUGAAAAAAUUUCGAAAAACGAACUGAAACGAAGGUUGAAAGCUGAAGAAAAGUUAAGGGAGAAGGCCGAAAAAGCUUCACAACAGCCGGUCGUUGCCGCUGAAAAGAAACCAUCUAAACAAGAAGAAGAAAUUAGUCCUAAUGAAUAUUAUAAAUUACGAUCUGGAGCUGUAGCUGCCCUAAAAAAUGAACUCAAAGAAGAUCAUCCAUAUCCUCAUAAAUUCAAUGUUAGCAUUUCCUUGGAGGAAUUCAUAGAAAAGUAUCAGAACUUGAACAACGGAGAUGUUUUGGAAAACGUCACUUUGUCAGUGGCUGGUAGAGUUCACUCCAUUAGAGAAUCAGGAGCGAAACUAAUAUUCUAUGAUUUAAGAGCUGAAGGGGCUAAAAUCCAGGUAAUGGCUAAUGCAAAACUAUAUGAAGCAGAAGAUAAGUUUUUUAAAGAUACUGAUAAAUUACGCAGAGGUGAUAUCAUUGGUUGUGUGGGCCAUCCAGGUAAAACUAAGAAAGGAGAACUUUCUAUUAUCCCGAAAAAUAUAAAAUUGCUUGCACCAUGCCUUCAUAUGUUGCCGCAUUUACAUUUCGGUCUCAAAGACAAAGAAACCCGCUUUAGAAAAAGGUAUCUGGACCUUAUUUUGAAUGAUAAGGUUCGACAAAUCUUUUAUACAAGAGCUAAAAUCAUAGCUUAUGUUCGGCGAUUCUUGGACAAUAUGGGCUUCCUAGAAGUGGAAACCCCACUUAUGAAUAUGAUUCCCGGUGGCGCCACUGCCAAACCAUUCAUUACUCAUCAUAAUGAAUUAAACAUGGACUUGUACAUGCGAAUAGCUCCUGAGCUUUAUCACAAAAUGCUUGUUGUGGGUGGACUCGAUAGGGUAUAUGAAAUUGGAAGACAGUUCCGAAAUGAAGGUAUCGACUUAACACAUAACCCUGAGUUCACGACUUGUGAAUUUUACAUGGCAUAUGCGGAUUAUAAUGACCUGAUGACCAUUACUGAAUCAAUCUUGUCUGGUAUGGUACAGAGCAUUCAUGGAUCCUACAAGGUCAAAUAUCAUCCAGAAGGACCAGAGGGUAAGGAACUAGAAAUCGAUUUCACACCACCCUUUGCUAGAGUACCGAUGAUGGCAACAUUGGAACGUGUUCUUAACGUGAAACUCCCAGCACCCGAUAAACUUGAUACACCUGAAGCUAAUGAUUUCUUUAACAACCUAUGCAACACUCAUCAGAUUGAGUGCUCGCCACCGAGGACCACCGCGAGGCUCUUGGAUAAAUUGGUUUCUGUAUUUCUGGAGCAGGAGUGUAUAAAUCCGACAUUUAUAUUGGACCAUCCUCAGAUUAUGAGUCCCCUCUCUAAGUACCAUCGAGAUGUUCCAGGACUUACAGAGAGGUUUGAAGUUUAUGUUGCUAAGAAAGAAAUCUGUAAUGCCUACACCGAAUUAAAUGACCCGGCGACACAACGCGAAAGAUUCGAAGAGCAAGCCAAGAAUCGUGCUGCUGGUGACGAUGAAACUCCCCCAACCGAUGAAGCGUUUUGUACAGCUCUAGAAUAUGGCCUGCCGCCGACAGGCGGGUGGGGCCUCGGUGUAGACCGUUUGACUAUGUUCCUUACCGAUUCAAAUAAUAUCAAGGAGGUGUUGUUGUUCCCUGCAAUGAAGCCUGAUGACCCAAACAAAAACAAUACAGAAGAAGAGAAUGUGGGUGUACAAACAUCAGUUCCGAACGGAGCUAACUAAUUUACUAUUUUAAAAAAUGUUUUGUAAUAACUAACACCGUCAAUAAUAAACAUUACUAAACACACUUUCA
Molecule: messenger RNA, 1972 nt
Organism: Bombyx mandarina (wild silkworm)
Lineage: Eukaryota; Metazoa; Arthropoda; Insecta; Lepidoptera; Bombycidae
Gene: LysRS
Product: Lysyl-tRNA synthetase
Biological process (GO): lysyl-tRNA aminoacylation
Cellular component (GO): cytoplasm; mitochondrion; aminoacyl-tRNA synthetase multienzyme complex
Molecular function (GO): lysine-tRNA ligase activity; tRNA binding; ATP binding
Source: RefSeq, a predicted model, not a curated record